Messenger RNA from Zingiber officinale, 4904 nucleotides. RefSeq names its product putative ABC transporter C family member 15. The record is from RefSeq and is a predicted model, not a curated record. The transcript has 9 exons. Gene Ontology annotation, cellular component: vacuolar membrane; plant-type vacuole. Gene Ontology annotation, biological process: transmembrane transport. Gene Ontology annotation, molecular function: ATP binding; ABC-type transporter activity; ATP hydrolysis activity. The coding region runs from base 701 to 4654 and encodes 1317 amino acids. Lineage: Eukaryota; Viridiplantae; Streptophyta; Magnoliopsida; Zingiberales; Zingiberaceae.
GUCUGCCUCCCCAGCUUUAUCCACACUCAUCUGCUCUCAAUCCCUGAUUCCUUAACGAUGGCAAUUGCAGAUUCUUCCGGGACCAUGCGUUUCAUGAUUGAUGAUCGUACCAAUAUAUAUAUAUGGAUAUAUAUCUUUGUUUUUUUGACGAUUUCAGGAUGCGAAUCUUGUCGCCGUUUGGCCGUUCUCGAUUUGUCGUAAGAUUCUCGAUCGAUCAUCGACCUGCUCCCAGCUGCCAUCCGCGCAUGGAGCCGUCUGAUUCGGAAAGAGAUUAUUGGUUUCCUGUUUUUCCACCCGGCGCGAGAUUAAGGCGGAAACCCUCGUCGAGAUCGAUCGGUUCUUGCAGAGUGUUCGAUCGAUUGAUCUGCCUUUAUCAUCCUCUUCUUCCCCGUGACGACGCGGGAUUCCAGCAUGUGAAAGCCAUGGACGACGCUAGCUGGUGGCGACAUCUUGUCCAGUCUUGGCAGUGGCAUCUUUCGCACCUCUCGAAGAUUCCUGGAUUUGGCGAUCGGGAUUGAGAUAUGGGUCAUGGAGGCUCGAGCUCCGCGCCGCGCUGGCAAUGGUAGUAACGCCAAAAUGCUUUCUUGGCGGUACGGAUUCCCGAUUAGCUAGGGUUCUCGAGCGCCUCCUCGCGCGUCUUCAAUGGAACAGUUUCCCCAAUCUUGAUUUCUUGGUUAAACCCUAGUCAAUUUCUUCUUCCAUGAGUUCCUCGGAUUCCAGUCCGGAACUGGAGCGACCGUUGCUUGCGAAUGAGGCGGAGUACGAUGGCUUCUCCGGCGCCGGGAUUUGGAGCCGCCUCACCUUCGGAUGGCUGAGUCCUCUCUUCGAAAAGGGGCGAGCCGAAAGGCUCGAGCUUUCGCACGUGCCGAGCGUUCCUCGAUCGGAAUCGGCCAAAGCUUCCUUCUGCCUUCUGCAGGAAUCCCUGCGCAAGCGCAAGGCCGAAUCGUCGUCGUUCCAGAGAGCGAUCGUCCACUCUGUUCGGAGGUGCUUGGCGCUGAAUGCGAUCUUCGCCGGGCUCAACACGCUCUCUUCCUACCUCGGUCCUUUUCUCAUCUCCGGCUUGGUGGACUUCAUCUCCGACAGAGAUUCCGGCGGCGUGCGCCGCCGCAGAGGAUACAUCCUCGCUUGCCUCUUCUUCGCCGCCAAGACGGUGGAAUCCCUGACUCAGCGGCAGUGGUACUUCGGCGCCCGCCAAAUCGGCGUCCGAGUCCGAGCAGCCCUCAUGGUGGCGAUCUACAACAAGUCUCUUCUGAUCAAGUGCUCCGGAACAAGCACCGGAAAGAUCAUAAACUUCCUCGACGUCGACGUCGAACGAGUCGCCGACUUCUUCUGGCACAUCCACGGCAUUUGGUUGCUUCCCGUCCAGGUCUCUCUGGCCCUGCUCAUCCUCUACGUGAACCUCGGCUUAGCGGCGGCCUUCUCUGCGCUCGUCGCGACCAUCGUGGUCAUGGCGAGCAACACGCCGCUGGCCAAUUUACAGGAGCGACUGCACUCCAAAAUCAUGGAAGCGAAGGACUCGAGGAUCAAGGCCACAGCCGAGACGCUAAAAUGCAUGAGGAUCUUGAAGCUCCAUUCAUGGGAAACAGCUUUCCUGGACAAGCUGCUCCUCCUCAGAGAGGAGGAGAGGAGCUGGCUCAAGAGGUAUCUCUACACAUGCUCUGCGAUCGCCUUCCUGUUCUGGGCCUCUCCGACUCUCGUCUCCGUCGUCGCCUUCGGCGUAUGCAUCCUGGUCGGCACCCCGUUGACCGCCGGCGCGGCUCUCUCCGCCUUAGCCACGUUCAGAAUCCUGCAAGAGCCCAUCUACAACCUCCCGGAGCUCGUCGCCAUGAUCACGCAGACGAAAGUCUCCGUCAACAGGAUCCAGGACUUCUUAAAGGAAGAGGAACAGACGCAAUUCUGGCCAAGCAAGAACACCGAAGCAUCGAGCCACGUCGCUUUGGAAAUCGAACCCGGCGAAUACAACUGGGAAGCGAACUCGAACUCGAACUCGAAGAAGCCCACCCUCAAAAUCGACAAGAGGAUUCAGGCGAUGAGAGGCGAGAAGGUCGCGGUGUGCGGCACGGUUGGCUCCGGCAAGUCAAGCUUCCUCUGCAGUAUCAUCGGAGAGAUUCCGAGAGUCACCGGCGGAAGAAUCACCGUCUUCGGCACGCGGGCCUACGUCCCCCAAAGUGCUUGGAUUCAGUCAGGCACUGUUCAAGAAAAUGUGCUCUUCGGGAAGGAGAUGGACAGGAGAUGGUACCAACAAGUGCUGGAGUCCUGUGCCCUGAACAUGGACAUCGGAACCUGGGCCGACGGCGACUCCACCCUCGUAGGAGAAAGGGGCAUUAACUUGAGCGGAGGCCAAAAGCAAAGGAUCCAACUGGCCAGAGCCGUCUACAACAAUUCAGACGUCUAUUUGCUGGAUGAUCCCUUCAGCGCGGUCGACGCACACACAGGGACACACCUCUUCAAGGAAUGCUUGAUGAGGCUGCUUUCCAGCAAGACUGUCGUUUACGUCACGCAUCAGCUGGAGUUUUUAGCUCCGGCAGAUCUUAUUCUGGUACUGAGAGAUGGAAAGGUGGUGCAAUCUGGAAAGUACCAAGAGCUGAUGGAGGAGACCGACGGGGAGCUUGUGCAGCAAAUGGCCGCCCACAACGAGUCACUGAGCCAAGUCCGUCCGUCCGACGAGAAUGGUUUAUCCGUAAGCGUGAGCCAUAAACUGAAGAAGAAGAAGCAGCAGCAGCAGCUCAGAGAAGUGAAACAUUACGCCGACAGUGGAAUUUCCGAACUCAUUGAGAGAUCGCAGGAAGAGGAAAGGGAGUUUGGGAGGGUGAAGUGGCACGUCUAUCGCACCUUCGUGACUUCGGCUUACAGAGGAGCUCUUGUUCCUCUGCUGCUGCUCUGCCAGGUCCUCUUCCAGGCUCUUCAGAUGGGCAGCAACUACUGGAUCGCCUGGGCGACCGAAAAGGACGGCCGAGUUAGCAGAGAAACGAUACUCGGGGGCUUCGUCAUCCUCUCUGCCGGCAGCUCGGUGUUCGUAUUAGGAAGGGCGGUUCUGCUCGCCACCAUCGCCAUUGAAACGGCUCAACGCCUGUUUCUCGGAAUGAUCACCAACAUCGUGAGAGCACCCAUGUCCUUCUUCGACGCAACACCUUCGAGUCGAAUUCUUAACAGGUCUUCCACAGAUCAGAGCACCGUCGACACCGAUAUUCCUUACAGACUCGCAGGACUGGUCUUUGCUCUGGUUCAGCUGCUGUGCAUCAUCGUGUUAAUGUCCCAAGUGGCCUGGCCGGUGUUCAUCCUCUUUGUCAUCGCCGUAGCAGUCUCCAUCUGGUAUCAGAACUACUACAUCAGCUCUGCUAGAGAGCUAGCUCGAAUGGUAGGAAUCCGGAAAGCUCCCAUCCUCCACCAUUUCUCCGAGUCUCUUUCGGGUGCCGCCACGAUCCGUUGCUUCAAUCAGGAAGGACGCUUCUCGAAGAAGAACCUGGCCUUGAUCGAUGACUACUCGCGAAUCACGUUUCACAACUAUGGAACCAUGGAAUGGCUCUCGGUGAGGGUGAACUUCCUGUUCAACCUCGUGUUCUUCGCAGUGAUAACCAUCCUGGUCUCCAUGCCCCGAGACUCCAUUGAUCCAAGCUUGGCAGGGCUCGCUGCAACGUACGGUUUGAAUCUAAACGUGCUGCAGGCUUGGGUCAUCUGGAACCUCUGCAACGUCGAGAACAAGAUGAUCUCGGUGGAGAGGAUACUGCAGUUCUCGGCGGUGCCUAGCGAGGCACCUCUCGUGAUCGAGCAUUCGAGACCAGAGCAGGAUUGGCCGACGUCUGGAACCAUCGAGCUCGACGGCCUCCACGUUCGUUACAACGCCGGUCUUCCGAUGGUCCUGAAGGGGAUCAGUUGCACCUUCCCCGGAGGGAAAAGAAUUGGAGUGGUAGGCAGGACGGGAAGUGGCAAGUCGACGCUGAUCCAAGCUCUGUUCCGAGUGGUAGAGCCAUCGUUAGGAAGGAUCGUGAUCGAUGGCGUCGACAUAAGUCGAAUUGGUCUACAGGACUUGAGGUCGAGGCUGAGCAUCAUACCCCAGGAGCCAACUCUUUUCCAUGGAACUGUGAGGACGAACUUGGAUCCCCUGCGGCGACAUCUGGACUUGGAAAUCUGGGAGGCACUCAACAAAUGUCGGCUCGGAGAGGUCGUGAAGCAAGAUCAGAGACUGCUCGAGGCACCAGUGGCGGAAGACGGCGAGAACUGGAGCGUCGGCCAGCGGCAGAUGGUUUGCCUCGCGAGGGUGCUGCUGGACCGGAGGAGGAUCCUCGUCUUGGACGAGGCCACAGCUUCGGUGGACACGGCGACGGACAAGUUCAUUCAGAAGACUCUCAGGGAAGAGACCGGCGAGUGCACGGUGAUCACGGUGGCGCAUCGAAUUCCGACCGUGAUCGACAGCGACCUUGUUCUGGUGCUCGACGAAGGUGCGCGCUCGCUUGCGGCAACUCGCUUAGUCAGACGGCUGCAUGCCGCCGCUUUCUUUCUAUCUGUUGUCCCUUGUUUGUGUCGCGCAGGGAAGGUGUUCGAGUUUAGUUCGCCGAGAGAUCUCCUGAAGGAUGAUUCGUCGGCGUUUUCCAAAUUGGUGAUGGAGUUCCUGGGAAGAUCCAAGAGCGGUAACCAUGACUUCGAUCUUGAAUGAAUCAAGAAACUGCAUCGAUCGAAUCUAACGAAGACGCAACAGCAUCAGCGGAAGCAAUGCCAUCAGUGAACCUACUCUGCAAGAUGUACAGCAACAGAGGAGAAGCCUGAGACGUAGAAGAAGAUUGAACUCCGAGCACUUCAACGCAGUCUUUUUUUUUUUUUAGUUUUUAUUUUUGUCAUCCAUUUUGUAUUAGGAAUGUUGGAGAAGAAUCAUUAUUUCUUAUCGAUUGGUGAGCUUUUAACGUGCA